CCCGAGGCCCGAGGCAACAAACCCUAGGAAAACGGUUGUAUCGAGGCUAAUUAUUCUCUCUUUUCAAUAUAACAAUACUCGAGAGCAAAAGAAAAAAUAAUAUCCGUCGCGAAGAGUAGUGACAUCACCAAACAUCUUGCUACCGUGGCCGGGUUGCAGCUCCUGUUUGUCACCAUCAACACCACCACCAACCCGCUGCUCCCCCUCUUUCCAAAUCCUUGUAACAAACAAGAUUCAAAUCACCAUGAUGCAAGAUACGAUGAAUUUGUGGGCGCUUGUUGAAUGGGACAAGCCUCUUGAGAAAAUCCAGCAGCCAAAGCCCGUCGCUACCGGCACACAGGUAGUUGUCAAGGUCACGCACGUUGGUGUGUGCCACUCUGAUCUUCAUUUUGCAGAGGGCUUCUAUGAUCUUGGCAAAGGCAACAAAUUCCACGUCAAGGAUCGCGGGGUUAAGCUUCCUGUAGCUUUGGGCCACGAGAUCUUGGGCGAGGUAGCCAUGCUAGGACCAGACACUGAUGCAGCCUCUGCGCCCGCGGUGGGAUCGGCUCAAAUUGUAUACCCAUGGCUGGGCUGCGGCUCGUGCGUGCGAUGCAAACACAGCUCGGAUAACUUAUGCGCCGCGCAAAAAGGAUUGGGUACACUGCAAAACGGCGGGUUUGCUGAGUAUGUGGUGGUGCCACACCCCAGAUAUCUCGUGGCCCUGGGUAACCUCGACCCGGCCGUGGCCUGCGCAUACGGAUGCUCCGGAAUAACGUCGUUAAGUGCCGUCAGUAAGGUCCUUCCGCUUCCACCGGACGAGCCCAUUUUGCUCGUUGGUGCAGGCGGCCUGGGUCUCACGGCUGUCUCGAUGCUCAAAGCAUUGGGCCAUGACAACAUCGUAGUCGCGGAUAUUAGCGACGAGAAACUUGCUUCGGCAACUGCGCUAGGAGCAGCCAAAGUAGUGAACACAGCGCUAAAUGGUGGCUCCGGCGCUGCGGCAGCAGUUCAAGCCGCCAUGGGUGUGCCUAUUAUUGCAGCCGUUGACUUUGUCAAUAACUCAGCUACAGCGAGCAUGAUUAACACAAUUGUAGCCAAGGGCGCCAAAUGGGUACAGGUAGGAGCGAUGGGAGGGAGCCUUGAGUUAUCAUUGGUAGCCAAUGUCUUCAAGGGCCUGACGAUAUACUCCAACAUCACGGGAACCCUAGAGGAGCUUGAGCAGGUGGUAAAGUUGGCGAACGAUGGGAAACUUAACCCCAUCCCGGUCGUGAAGAUGCCUUGGGAUCAGGUAAAUGAGGCCAUGGAUCUGUUGAAAUCCGGCAGAGCACAGGGCAGGAUUAUCCUUGUAAAAUAACG
This is a messenger RNA of [Torrubiella] hemipterigena, 1332 nucleotides long. Lineage: Eukaryota; Fungi; Ascomycota; Sordariomycetes; Hypocreales; Clavicipitaceae. The record is from the annotation of a GenBank genome assembly.